UCAAGAUUCGGUUGGUCAGACGCCCUGAUGAUGGCUGUAAAAGCCGGAUAUGAUAUAUCACCACUACUUAAAGCUGGGGCAGAUGUCAUUUCAAAGAACAAAUCUGGUACAACAGCGCUGCAUCUUGUCUAUGAAGACUUUUAUUUCCUUCACAUAAUAACAACCUCAAUGAGUUUCGACCAUUACAAAGAAAGGAAAAACAACAACGCUUCACAACUGAUUGCUGCUGGAGCUGACAUCAGUGCUCAAGAUAAUGACGGUAACACGCCGCUGAUGAUGGCUGUAAACACAGGACAUGAUAUCUCACUACUACUCACAACUGGGGCAGAUGUCAAUUCAAAGAAUAAAUCUGGUAAAACAGCACUGCAUCUUGUCUCUGAAAACGUUUAUGGCUUUGACACAACAGUCAUCCAAAAUCAUCCAAAACUGAUUGCUGCUGGAGCUGACAUCAGUGCUCAAGAUAAUGACGGUAACACGCUGCUGAUGAUGGCUGUAAAGGCAGGACAUGAUAUCUCACUACUACUCACAACUGGGGCAGAUGUCAAUUCAAAGAAUAAAUCUGGUAAAACAGCACUGCAUUUUGUCUCUGAAAAAUUUUAUGGCUUUGACACAACAGUCAUCCAAAAUGAUCAUCCAAAACUGAUUGCUGCUGGAGCUGACGUCAGUGCUCAAGAUAAUGACGGUAACACGCCCCUGAUGAUGGCUGUAAAGGCAGGAAGUGAUAUCUCACCACUACUCACAGCCGGGACAGAUGUCAAGUUAACGAAUAAAUCUGGUAAAACAGCACUGCAUUUUGUCUCUGAAGGCAAGAGCUCUUUCCGUUCUCAAAAGAAGACAAUCAGUGUUCACCAUCUGAUUGCUGCUGGAGCUGACGUCAAUGCUCAAGAUAAUGUUGGCAACACAUCUCUUCACAUGUGUAUAAUGUAUAAUGAUUACCAUAAUGCCAUGGUAUUAUUGCACAAUCCAGGGACUGACGUCAAUUAUUACAAAUGAGAUCUGGACAAUCGGUGUUGCAUGUGGCGGACGCUGUGGACGAAGGGUUUCCGGGGAUAGGGGAACUACGUCAUUUGAGACGUGGAUAUUCCCAGUAUCAUCUGGAGUAUACGAAAAGAGAAUGGUACGGGCAAUCCUCAGCAAGAAUCCCGAUCUCGAAGCUCAGGACAAACAAGGCAGAAACCCUUUGGAUAUUGCAAAAACGUCAAGCGACAAAUUUCAUGAGAAAUUUCGGAUGUCAAAAGCUAAGCGUUUAUCAACAAAA
Messenger RNA from Haliotis rubra (blacklip abalone), 1258 nucleotides. RefSeq names its product putative ankyrin repeat protein RF_0381. The transcript is spliced from 3 exons. Lineage: Eukaryota; Metazoa; Mollusca; Gastropoda; Lepetellida; Haliotidae. The record is from RefSeq and is a predicted model, not a curated record. Bases 28 to 993 code for a protein of 321 amino acids. Gene Ontology annotation, molecular function: protein binding.